GGUCUUUUAGGUACUUUUGAGGGGUCUCUCUCCUCCCUCCUCCUCCAUUACCCAAAAAGAAACAGAACAAACUCUUUCUUUCUCCGAUCAUCCUCAUUUCUCCCAUUGAAAAUAAAGGACUUGAGGUGGGGGAAAGAAAGGUUUUUUUACUGUUUCUAGGGUUUCUAUUAUUCCAUUUUCUCAUCAUUGGAGAAUGGAAAUUUCUUCUUACUGUGAUCUUCAGAUUUUCGCCUGAGUUUUCAGAAACUUUAUUAGAUUCCCUCAAUACCCAAUUGCUAAAGACUUCACCUUUUUGUUCUCUAGCCUCUCUGAAAUUGAUUUGAUUUGUUAAUCUUGUGGGCAUAUAUUAUAACACAAUGCGGAUUCUUGUGAAUCAUCAUCUCCUUCUUCUGUUAUCUCUGCUUCCUCUAGCGGCGUUUUCCGAGGAAAACAUCACCAGCUCAUAUCUCAUUCCACGGCCAUUGAUCUUUGAGACCCAGCAGCUCAAGAACAUCGACGACAAUGUCAAUUUACUACAUUGCACGAGCUGGAGAUUCGCGGCGGAGACGAACAAUCUCGCCCCUUGGAAAACGAUUCCUGUUGAAUGCGCUGACUACGUGAAAGAUUACUUGAUGGGUAAAGGUUACGUCUUUGAUGUGGAGAGAGUCUCUGAGGAGGCUAAGAUUUAUGCUAGCAGCUUCGAAUCUAACGGUGACGGCAAAGAUGUUUGGAUUUUCGAUAUUGAUGAGACGUUAUUGUCCAAUCUUCCUUAUUAUUUGGAACAUGGUUGUGGGUUGGAAGUUUUUAAUCAUUCCAAGUUUGAUAAGUGGGUGGAGAAAGGGAUAGCACCUGCCAUAGCACCAAGCUUGAAACUUUAUAAAUUGGUUCAAGAUAUGGGUUACAAAGUUAUCUUGCUUACAGGGCGGAGAGAGAACCACAGGGUUGUCACUGUGGAAAACCUGCGCAAUGCUGGUUUCCAUAACUGGGACAAGCUUAUUCUAAGAUCGAUGGAUGAUGAUCACAAAACAGCGACCAUAUUCAAGUCUGAGAAGAGGGAUGAGAUGGUGAACGAAGGGUAUAGAAUCAGAGGCAAUUCAGGUGAUCAAUGGAGUGAUUUGUUGGGUUUUGCAAUGUCAGAAAGGUCCUUCAAACUUCCAAAUCCAAUGUAUUAUAUUCCCUGAAGGGAAGAAGACUCUAAUUCGAUUAAUCAGAGACAAUUCAGGUGACCUUGUAGCGACCUACUGUUUUUGAAGUUUGGGUUGUCAUGUAACCACUUGCUAUAUGUACUACUCACUGCAUCAGUUUCGAUGAUUGAGUUUUUAGCUGGAAAAGCUUUUUCUGCUUAAGAGUGGAUUAAUUAUCUCUCAA
Molecule: messenger RNA, 1347 nt
Organism: Camelina sativa (false flax)
Lineage: Eukaryota; Viridiplantae; Streptophyta; Magnoliopsida; Brassicales; Brassicaceae
Product: acid phosphatase 1-like
Molecular function (GO): acid phosphatase activity
Source: RefSeq, a predicted model, not a curated record